AUGUCGACCGAUAACUCAAACCCCAACACACAGAACAACCAGAACGAAAUGCAUCGCCAGAGACGUGGUUCCGUUACCCAACAGGCUAUUGCUGGCCUUUUUAGGAGCAACUCUACUUCCAACGGAGCUGCCUUCCCCGGCACCGCCGACGCACAGAGACGGAGACUUUCCGUAUCCACCGGCCUCGGUCUCGCUGGCACUACUCCUACCCCCGGCGGCCCCUUCAACUCCCUGAGGCGAGGAAGUCUGUCGACCAACUCCAACGACUCCAUCGAUGAGAAUGCCAUCGACGAGGAGGAGAUGCCCUCCAACGCCCGCACCGCGCCCACCACCCCCUUUACUCGCAGAGUGAGCUUUGGAGCUCAGGCAAUGCGCACCAUGCGCACUGGCGGCGGAAGUCCUGGGUCAAACGGUAAUAAUCCACCUGUUUCUGCCACUCCCUUACCCAGUACGCCUGCCUCCUGCGACAGACGCAGCAGCACAGCUGUGAAUGCUACGCCAUCCAUUUAUUCCAUCGCCGCUGCUCCGUCGUCGGUCCGGUGUCGCUCUAGUAGCAUAGCACAGGCAAGCACCGCACACAAGCAAAUGUCCAUUUCUGACAUGUUUUCGUGCCCAGACCAAGGUUUCAAUUGGUCCGAGCAGUUUAGAUCCCGCGCCGAAAGCUCUGUUCAGGGCACGCGACCUUCCUUCUCGUUCGGUUCUGGUCUUUCAUCCUCGCCUACACGCGGCACGGGCAACGCCGGCGCCCACGACCGCCAGAAGUCUGUCUCCGAGAUGCCCGCUCCCCCCGCCCAAGCUGCCGCCAUGAAGCCCAAGGCCCCAGAGCGCCCGAAGCCUGAUGCUUUCCAGGAGCGCAUCCUGAAAGGCGACUUCUACAUGGACUGA
Colletotrichum graminicola M1.001 is the source of this 885-nucleotide messenger RNA. RefSeq lists its product as uncharacterized. Lineage: Eukaryota; Fungi; Ascomycota; Sordariomycetes; Glomerellales; Glomerellaceae. The transcript has a single exon. The record is from RefSeq and is a predicted model, not a curated record. The coding region runs from base 1 to 885 and encodes 294 amino acids.